Molecule: messenger RNA, 777 nt
Organism: Daldinia childiae
Lineage: Eukaryota; Fungi; Ascomycota; Sordariomycetes; Xylariales; Hypoxylaceae
Product: Pre-rRNA-processing protein PNO1
Exons: 3
Coding region: 1-777 (258 amino acids)
Cellular component (GO): nucleolus
Molecular function (GO): RNA binding
Source: RefSeq, a predicted model, not a curated record
AUGCCUGCCCCGACAGCCCUGCUCAAGCAGGUAGACGAUACCUCCCCAUCCAACCUCCCUCUUCCCGAACCAGACCAAGAUGAGGACUUCACAUUAGAAGGCAUGAACGAACUGCCUGAAGACGCCAACGCAAUCCUCCAACCAGUACGGACAACAGGAGAAGAUGGUAUGGAGAUCGAUGAGGAGGACAAACCGCACUUUGCGCCUGUACAAAACACAGACCCCGCAACACACAUCCAAACGCGCAAAGUCGGCAUCCCGCCGCACCGAUUCACGCCUCUCAAGAGCGCCUGGCCUAAGAUAUACCCGCCGCUCGUCGAACACCUCAAGCUGCAGGUGCGCAUGAACGUCAAGCACAAGCGAGUCGAGCUGCGUACUUCGCGCCACACGACAGACGCAGGUGCGCUACAGAAAGGAGAGGACUUUGUGCGCGCCUUUGCGCUGGGCUUCGAUGUCGACGAUGCUAUUGCCCUUCUUCGCCUCGACGACCUCUACAUCGAAACCUUCGAGGUCAAGGACGUCAAGACCCUUAACGGCGACCAUCUAGCUCGCGCCAUCGGGCGUAUCGCGGGUAAGGACGGCAAGACUAAGUUCGCUAUUGAGAAUGCGUCUCGUACGAGAGUCGUGCUGGCCGAUUCCAAGAUCCACAUUCUAGGAGGAUUUAAGAAUAUCCACAUAGCCCGUGAAUCUAUAGUGAGUCUAAUAUUGGGUAAGCCUCCCGGCAAGGUUUACAACAAUCUACGCACCGUAUCUGCGAGGAUGAAGGAGAGGUUCUAA